Molecule: messenger RNA, 2136 nt
Organism: Cladocopium goreaui
Lineage: Eukaryota; Dinophyceae; Suessiales; Symbiodiniaceae
Source: the annotation of a GenBank genome assembly
AUGCAGUAUGGCAUAUGGGGUCAGGGAAAGGGAUUCACUUGGGCAAUUUUCUCGCUCACGUAUGGAUGCUCUCAGAAGCGAUCGCAUCACGAACUUGCUCACUGUUGCUAUAGACCACUUACCAAAUGGGAUGAUGAUCAAGCAACCCUUUUAAAAAGAUACAAAGCUGAUAGAAGAAUAAGAUCCCGCCAAAGGCACUUUGUGCUCAAUAACCGGCCAGUCAGAGUUGCAGACAAAACAUCCGCAGGUUGGGGCGGCUUCCGCGUGCGCCGCGGCCGCAUCGAACGGAUCUCUUUGGCGAUUCCAUGGACCAAGCUCUACACAGGCAAGGUGAAGGCGUCGGUGCGCUGCCUGCACCUGGAGGUGGAAAGCCUGGCAGAGAGCGCCGAAGGAAAAGACCAGGAUGCCUUCAUUCAAGAGAUGCGAGAUGCCAAAGAUAAGGCCAUCGACGUCCGCAUGCAACAGCUCCAGGAUUUGGUCGAUAAGUCCGGAGACGGCGACAGCGAGAACGACGUGGAUCGAGCGAGUUUGGGAAUGAACCUGGCCCGCAAGAUACUGAACAACAUCACCGUGGAACUUGAGGAGGUGCACAUUGCCUUCAACAGCAGCCGUGGCUUGGCAUGUUGCAUCGACCUGCCCAAGCUCUCCGUGAUCUCCACGGAUCAGACUUACCGACCCCGUGACGAUGCCGAAGGUGCCGUUGUGCCGGGCCAAUCCAUGUACAAAACCUUGCAGCUACAAAAGCUGAGUGUAAGCAUGUCGCCAGCGGGUAGCAACGAUUUGGAGGACGCGGAAUACGUCCUAUGUCCAGUGAGCGCCAAUCUGCAGCUGGCCCAUGAGCCUGCCAAAAACCUCCUGAAGAUCAAGUUGUUGGUGGCCACCGAAGAGUUGGCUGAAGUCUUCCUGCGACGUUCACAGGUGAAGCACCUGCGCACCCUGAAGAGCGAUCUCAAUGAGGAGUCACGGCAGCACCAGCUGCUGUUGGUGCAGAGCAUUGCAGGAUCGCCCACUGAGAAGGAUGCCAAUCAGAUCACCAAAGACAUCAACGAGAUCACCAAGGAUGCAGACAAGUCCAUCGAAAGGUACACCAAGCUUUACGAGCGAGACAUAUCUCAGGACUGCGAGGCGACGCGUCUGGCCCCCUUGAGCGACCAGGAACGACGCGAGCUGCAGGUGUUGGAGGCUGUGCUCUCGGCCCGCUUGUUGGCACGGGCCCGCUACAAGGCGGAACGUCAGACAGAGGUGUUGAAUGAGGAGGUGGCACGACGACAGAAACAAUUGGAGAUGGAACGUGUGGCGAAACGCUCGGCCAACUCGGGCUUCUUCGGCCGCUUCUGGGGCUCCGCAGAGGAGGAAGAAGAAGGGCAGCAACCUGGAGUCGAGUUGCUGUCCAAUGAGGAGAAGAACCAGUUGCUGAACGACCUGAAGGACGUCAACAAGGUGGAGCAAGUGGAUGUCCCCAAGCAGUUCAGCUUCGAAUUCGUCUUAGGUCAGAUGGCCUUGGACUUGGUGGAUGACCGCUACCACGACGAGGUGCACAGACAGUUGAUGAGCCUCGCGUUGAGACAGGCGGGCAUCGACAUCAACGUCCGCAUGGCCACGGACUUUUUGGGCCAAGACAGUGCGGAGUGGGGUGUGAAGAUCGAUCUGAAAACCUUCCACGCCCUGCACCACACGCGCGCUUUUAUGCAGCUAAAGCCCAAUGAGGAGGGCAACCGAGCUGCGCAGUGGUUGGGCGAGGGCACCAGUGCUGCCUGCUUUGACAUUCAGAGCAAGUUGCAGAAAGAACAGAAUCUUCUGUCGAUUUCCUUCAAGUUUAUGCCCGUGGAGAUCAAUUUGCUGGAAGGAAUCGUGGAGAUGAUCCUGGACUUCUGGCGCGAGCCUGAACGCCAAGAGAAAGAGUUGCCACUGCUGGAGACUGUGGAAGAAGAGAUGGAUGAACACAUGGAAGACAUGGAGGAGUGGUUGGAGAAGAAUGCGGAGGAGGUGAAGCAGGUGGCCCGCGCCGCCUACAACCGCAUCCCCGACAAGCUCGAAUUGGAGAUCAUGAUUGCCUCACCUAUUCUCCACGUGCCUGUGACCCUGGGCACCGCCAUCUUCAGCUUGGGCGAAUUGCCACUUGCCAUGGGAAAAUGA